AUGAUGACGACGGACUGUGAUAUCGAUGCUUGGUGAGUUAAUUUCGACAUUUUAUUUGUAUGAUUUAACUAAUUUGUUUAGUAUUUUAGUUUCCAAAUUAAUUUCUUGAAAAUUUAUACUUCAAACUAGUUCUUUCAAUACUGACAAAUUUAAACUAAUAUAAAAAGUAAUGAUUUUGUUUUCAGCAAGAUCUUUGUUGGUGGAUUGAGUUGGCACACGGAUGAGGACGGUCUCCGGUGUUAUUUCAACAGAUUUGGACGAGUUCUUCAGGCUCAAGUAUUGAGAGAUCGUGUUACCAAUUCUUCACGGUAAGUCUUUGGAUUUUUGUUUGUUUUUAGGUAAAAAUUAAUCGAAAUGUGGGAAAUAUUAUGAAGAGAGUUUUGCUGGAAGAUUUUAUGGUUUUAAGAUUGUUAAAUGUGGAGAAAAUCUGUUUAUUAGGGCGACACAUUGAGGCAUCAAGUGUAAUAUACGUUUUUUGCUGUUGCUUGGAGGCUUUGUUAAAAUCUAAACUGUUUUUGGUUUUAAAUGAAAGAAUAUGUAUUUUUCGAGGUUUAAAACACAUUUUGCAGUUUUGAAAUUUUAAAAUCGAGGAAGAAUAUCAAGAUUUUUGAAGUCAUUUUCUUGACGGUUAGUAUAUCAUGGAUUUUGCGUUGCUGUCUGUUCAUUUUUGACUACUAUACCUUGGUUAUAGUUUAUAAAGUAGCAGUAGUUAAUGAAGAAGCUAAUGAGUAAUAUUUUGUCUUACUUUUCAGUGGAUUCGGCUUUGUAACCUUCCAAACUCCAGAGCAAGUCAAGGAAGUCUUCAAGAUUCCCAGACAUUUCAUCGACGGCAAGGAGGUGGAGCCACAACCAGCGUUGCAAGAGAUCUCUCCAGCACGCUCGGCAAAAAACAUCAACAAGAAGGUGUUCAUUGGUGGGAUUUCUCAAUAUGUCACAAUCGACGAUCUCAAGUCCUAUUUUCGGAAGUUCGGCCCCGUCGAUGAUGCUGUUAUCAAGUACGAUCAUAUGAAGGAAAGACAUCGUGGUGGGUUUAUUUUUAUGAAAAAAAGUUAAAAAUGGCUUGGUUUUUAUAUGGCAGGGUAACAAUUUGGGCAUGGGUGGAUUUUUAGCCAAAAAAGGGAGAUUAAAAGGGGGUUUGGCAAAAAAUGAAGGGUUCUUGAUGAAGAUAAGAGUUCUUCAUAUGAGUUUUCUUUUUCAGGAUUUGGCUUUGUCACCUUUGUUAACGAACAGGACGCUGAUAACGUAUGCGAGAUGCGGUUCCACGCAAUUGGAGGCAAGCGUUGUGAAUGCAAAAAGGCCAAGAGAAAGGAGGAUACUUCACCAACCAACCUGAAAGCCCUCUGUGAUGUUAUCAACGAAACCAAUUUAACUUAUCAAGAGGCUGUUGGUAAGGAAUUUGAUUAUUUUUUUGAUUUUAGGCUAAAAUGAAGAGCUGAAACUACUAUUAUUUUGUAGGUAUGCGAGUUGAUUUUGGCUGAACAGAGAUAAAAAUAUGUUGGGGAUCAUGGGUAAUAUUAUUUUUUAAGAUGCCAUAACUUCUUUGACUGAUAUGAUUUUUUUUGUAUUUGUAGUUACUGUAUAUUAAAAAUCCUACCAUAAGGUGGUUUUUAUUUUGACUAAUUACUUUUGGACAUAUGGGUGUUUGAAGUACACUAUGUCAAUAUCAAGGUCAAGACUAAACUUUUUGUUGUAACUUUAGAUGGAGCUUGCACAUAUAGCUAAAACAUGAUAUCAAGCUUGCCUACAGCAUGUUACAGUACUCUGUGAAAUUUAUUUUUGAUUAAGCAAGGCAUUUUUGGGAUACAUCAAAAUUUAUAUUAUUCAUGACCAUCAUACCACAAUUUUGGGGAAAAUUUUUGAAAAAAUUGGCGAUUUUUGUAACUACGGUAAUACGAACAGCUAUAAAUAAACAAUAUAUUUAAUUUUGAUGUUUUUCAGCAGCUCUUCGUAUGUCGGCAGUGAGAAACCGGAACGUACCGGCUCUAGUAUUCCCACCGAUUGGUACUCCUCCAAACAUGCCCAUUGUGCUUCGUCGUCCACCGCCACUGUACUUGUUCGACACGCCGUCGGACAGCGUGAGUGACAUCUUCAACGCUCCACCAACUCCAGACAUAUUGUCAAAGGUGUACGAGAGAAAGUAUUUCAAGGAGUAG
Molecule: messenger RNA, 2153 nt
Organism: Bursaphelenchus okinawaensis
Lineage: Eukaryota; Metazoa; Nematoda; Chromadorea; Rhabditida; Aphelenchoididae
Source: the annotation of a GenBank genome assembly